Eucalyptus grandis is the source of this 6084-nucleotide messenger RNA. RefSeq lists its product as uncharacterized. The record is from RefSeq and is a predicted model, not a curated record. The transcript is spliced from 4 exons. Gene Ontology annotation, molecular function: DNA binding. The coding region runs from base 1 to 1194 and encodes 397 amino acids. Lineage: Eukaryota; Viridiplantae; Streptophyta; Magnoliopsida; Myrtales; Myrtaceae.
AUGCUCGAGAGCUCAAUCUGCGAGGGAGGGCAGCUGAGGAUGUCGCCGGAGAGGAUCAGGAUGGCGGUGGGAAGGGAAAAGUUGGACGACGUGAUGGGGAGGAGCGAAGAGGGAGGAGGAGAUGCUGGCCUCGGCGCCAUUCUUCACCCAACAAAUUCAAGGUCUUCCUUGAAACAUAUCUGCUCAUUCUUUUGUGGGAUACAGAGAAAAUGCCCAGAGAGACGGACCCUCUUUUGGAAGUAUGUGAAGUUGCUGCCUAACAAACACUGGAACUGCAGCUUCUGCGGGAAGCCGUAUGCUGGAAGCGCAACCAGGAUCAAGGCCCACUUAGCUGGAGUUGGAGGAUAUGGGAUCAAUGACUGCAGGAACGUUGAUGGCCGAGUGAGAUCGGAAGCCCGAAAGGCGAUGAAGGCUAAAACAGUGGUGGAAUCGAGCAGCAGACCAGAUAACGAUGAAGUGGGUCUGCAUCAGCCUGUGAUUGCAAGCAAUGAAGAUGGUUGGAGAGAGACUUCAUUUGUUGCCAUGCCAUACCUGAGCUCUAAUGCCAUAAGCAAUGGUUGGCCUGUGAUUGCAAGCAAUGAAGAUGGUCAGCCUGUGAUUGCAAGCAAUCAAGAUGGUCGGAGAGAGACUUCAUUUGUUGCCAUGCCAUACCUGAGCUCUAAUGCCAUAAGCACUGUAGGUGCAAGUUCAUCAGACUUUCAUCCAUUGCAUGAGAUGAAUGUGCCCAGUCAGUAUCUUCCUACUCAAAACAUGACCACACAUGGGGACAUUUUAUUCUGGACACAACCUCCUCAAUCUCAUGGCAUUAAUUCUAACAUUCAGCCAUGGAAUUUGAGUCAUCCCAGCAGCGGCGGAGACCUUGCACCUGAAGCUUUGACUCACAUGCCACCCCAAGUAAAUGUAGAAGGGGGAGAACCCAAUGCAGAGGUUCCACAAGAUGCGAGGACAGAUGAUGCACUCGUGGAUGGUCAACCAGGUGCUUGUGGGCUGGUUGACAAGAAUAUGCCAACUCUGAAAAGAAAGCUGGAAGAACUAAGCAAUCGAGAAGCAGACAUGGAUGGGUUGGAGACAUGGUGUAGGAAAGCACAAAGGAUAAGAGGAGAAUACUGGAGCAUGGUCCAAGCAUUCCGAGAAGGUAGAUCUCUUUCUCCACAGCAGGUAGAAAGAGUAAAUGAUUUGAGCAAAGAAGUUUAAGAUAUUCUAGGCCACUGUAGCUUCCGAAAAGGGUGGACAACACAUGCUGCUGGACGUAGGAAUAGUUCACCCUUGGUAACAACAGGGCUAGUAGACAAGGAAAGUAAGAAGACAAUAAAUAAGAUUUGCAACUAUCUAAUGGAGGAUGAGAUUGUCAUCAUUGGUAUUUAUGGAAUGGCGGGAGUUGGCAAGACAACCAUUCUAAUGCAUGUCCAUAAUAGAGUACUUGAGGAUCCUAACUUUAAUGAUGUGUUCUGGGUCACUGUACCUCGGAAGUUUAGCAUCUAUAAACUACAAAACGAGAUUGCCAAUGUAGUCGGACUAGACAAUCUCUCAAUGGAUAAGGAUGUGAAGAGGAGGGCAUGCAUAUUGAAUAGGCAUUUGAAGAGAAAGAGAGCUGUCUUAUGUUUAGAUGGUCUGUCGAUGCACUUUGACAUUGAGGAUGUGGGAAUUCCAGUUGAGAAAGGAAGCAUUAAGUUGGUAAUGACAACUCGAUUGCUAGAUGUAUAUGAGAAGAUGGUCUGCCAAAAACAAGUCAAAAUAGGUCCUCUAGAUUUGCGAGAUGAUUGUUGGGUCUUAUUUUUAAAAAAGCUUUGCUUUGGGAGAGACCUCCCUUCAGAAGUUAAAAAAAUUGCAAGCUCCAUUUUGGAUAAGUGUGGAGGUUUGCCACUUGGGAUCAUUGAGAUUGCAACUCAGAUGAGGGGACCAAAGGGAGUGCAUGAAUGGAAAGACUUGUUGCAGCAAUUAGAAAAUUCGAUGAUGGAACUUGGUGUGUUCAAGAAACUGAAACUCAGUUACAUGAACUUGGGUAAUCUUCAAGUGCAGCAGUCUUUCUUGCAUUUAAUACUCUGUUUUGGAGAGUACUCUAAAGCUGAAAUCAUCGAAAAGGUUUUGAUAGAAUCUUUCAUGGAUGAGGGCUUGUUAAGUGGAAUAGCCACUCGGCAAGAAUUGCACAAUAAAGGUAACACCAUAUUGGACAAAAUAAAAAAGGCUUGCCUGGGGGUUGAUAAAGACACAGAAUAUCUGUUAGUACACCCCUUGAUAAGGGACAUGGCAUUGCAAAUAGUGACGAGCACAACUCACAUGGUCAAGGCCAACAUGGGAUUGAAAGAGAUUCCAAAGGAUAAGUUCUGGACCGAUCACCUAGAGAAAGUCUUUUUACAAAGCAACGAUAUAAAAGAAAUCCCAUACGGCAUAUCGCCAAAUUGCCCUAAACUUAUGAGGCUGUCGUUGGAUAACAAUGUCUCUUUGGAAGCCAUCCACAAAUCUUUCUUCAAGCAUAUGAAGGGGUUGAAGGUUCUAGAUCUCAGCAAAACAAAAAUCACGGAAUUACCGGACACUAUAUCUCACUUGGAGAGCUUAGAAGCACUGUUACUCCGAGAGUGUAAGGAAUUACAUUGUGUACCUUGUGUACGAAAGUUCAAAGCUCUAAAAAAGUUGGACCUUAGUGGGUGUGUUAUGCUUGGAGAAGUGCCGGAGGGAAUGGAGAUGCUGGUAAAGCUAACGUACCUUGACCUGCUUGGCACAUAGAUCAAGGGGUUACCAGAAGGAGUGUUGGGGAAGCUGGUGAACUUGCAAUAUCUGGUGAUUAAUUACGAUAUGGCAUGGGAGGAAGUGAUAGAAUUAACAUUGGUGGAACGAUUCUAUUGCUCAGUGGAAGGAUUCUAUUGCUCUGUUCCAAAUGUUGAAACAUUCAAUGCAUGUGUGAGGCUUGUCGAGCAAAACAGCUCCCAAUCAUAUGACCUGGCACUGAGUUUAUCAGGAAACUACUUCUUUAGGGAUAAUAAGCACGAGAGGCGUAUAAUCAUCGAAAGUUGCCAUAGUAUUGCGGCAAUGGUAAAUGGAGAAAUUGGUGGGGAUGGCCGCGCUCUAUUUCCCAAAAAUGUGCAAGUACUGGAAGUGGGACAAUGCGAUGAGGUGACAAGUUUGUGCGAGGUAGGCCCACUUAAUAAUCUAGAGGAGCUGAAGAUAAAGGAAUGGGAGAAGCUGGAGGAGCUGGGUGCUGUCCACUUCCCUCGCCUACCGAGACUGAAUAUCACUCGGUGUACCAAACUGAAGCAUUUCUUGAAGGAGGGGCACGAGCUCCGAUGUCUACAAUGGUUAAAAAUCGAGGGCUCAGAGGAACUAGAGGGGAUUAAUAUAGCGGCACCUUUUCUUUAUAAUAUAAAAGUGUACAGGUGUCCUAAAAUGAAGUGGGUGGUGAAAUGGCAGUGGCUAGCCACUCACCUUCCAAAUCUAAGGUCCAUUAAAAUAAAAGAUUGCGAGCAACUAGAGGAGAUAGUAGGUGGGCUACCGCCGAUCGGUGCACCUUGUUGUCUUACAAAGAUUGAUAUAGAAGGAUGCAGCAACUUGAGGCAUGACGUGUUGCUCAACCUUCCUUUCCUCCAACAUGUAGUGGUCCCAGGCUGCAUUAGCGUAGAGCCGAUAAUGAGCUUCGUUCAGCCCCUACAUUUAAUAAACCUGACUUUCAAGGAUUCUUCCAGAGCUGAAGACCAUAUGUGAAGGGACCGUGAGUUGGCUUUCAAUCCAAUAUAUGAAGAUAGAAGACUGUCCGAAGCUGAAGAGGCUUCCUCUGCUUGACAAGGGUCCUUGCGAUGAUUAUGGUAUUUGGAUAGAUGAUGAUAUUUGGAUAGAUGAGCUGACGUGGCAGUCGCUGGAGUGGGACCAUUCCCCUUUCCAUCCUUCACUUCGACACUUAGCCUGGGAUUAUGGCGUUUCCAAUUGGCAUGAGCAGAGGAUAUGUGUACGUAUUGAAAGUCGCGAUGCUAUUACGCCAAAGGGUAGAUGGACUUAUCGGUGGGGAAGGCCGCAAUUUGCUUCCGAGAAAUGUGCAAGUACUGGAAGUAGGAGGGGGCAGUGGGGUGACAAGUUUGAGUGAGGUAGGCCCACUGGAGAAUCUAAAGGAGCUGACUAUAAAAGAUUCUAGAUUGCGAGAAGUUGGAGGAGCUGGGUGCUGUCCACUUCCCUCAGCUGGAGGGACUGGACAUCAAUUGCUGUUCCAAAUUGAAGCGUCUCUCAGUGGAGGGACAGGGGCUUCCACAUCUACGCUGGUUUACAAUCACAGGCUCAGAGGAACUGGAAGGGAUCGAUUUAGCUGCGCCCAAUCUAAACUCUGCGGAAGUGCAAUGUUGUCAUAAAAUGAAAAGAGUGGUGGAAUGGGACUGGCUGACCACUCGCCUUCCAAAUCUGAAGUCCAUUGGAAUAAUUUAUUGUGAGAAAUUAGAGGAAAUAAUAGGUGGGCCAUUGCCAAUCGGUGCCACUUGUCUUCUUAUGGAGAUUAAAAUUGUAAGAUGCAACACCAUGAAGGGGGUGCUGCUAACGCACGAUAUGUUGCUCCACAUCCCUUUCCUCCGAGAUAUAAUAAUCAUAAACUGCGAGGGCAUAGAGGUGAUAAUAGGCAUUGCUCCGAACAUGACGCAAUCCUCCUUCCCAAAGUUAACACACUUGACUCUAAAGAAUCUUUGGGAACUGAAGAGGAUAUGUGAUCGGAUGGAGAGUUGCGAUCACAUCCAAUAUAUUGAAAUAUACGAUUGUCCGGAGCUGAAGAGUAUUCCUUUGCGACUGCACCUACUUGACAAUGGCCUCCUUUCUCCUCCCCCCUCCCUUGGAAAGAUUUUCAUAGAUAACAAGGCGACGUGGCAAGCGCUGGAGUGGGACCAUCCCCUUGCCCCUAUCUCCCUCGAACCCUUCAUCGAGUUUAUUUAUUGUGAGUUACCCAAAAUUUUCACGUUUCUUUUAUUCUCUCCAUUUAACCAUCGAUCUCCCAUGGUUUCUUUUAUUCUCUCCAUUUAACCAUCGAUCUCCCAUGGUACGGAAAAAUCACUUUUCUUCUUUUCCGAACUUUAUACUAACUAUUAGGCCUAGUGCAUAUAACUUUUAUUAUAGCUUGAAAGUAUAUCAAAAUGGUUAUAUUAUCAUUGAAAAUUAGUUGCUGUGGCAUUGUUCAAAGAAUAAUAAUGGCAAUUUCACUUAAAAGUGCCAAAAUAUCGGGUCUAAUUCUUAAGUUCUACUUUAUUAGUUUUCACGUUUCUUUUUUUUUUUACCUUUUCAUUAUGUUACCUUUUCUAUUUUAGCUCGCCCAGUACUCCUAUUUUCAAUUGCAAACUCCUUUUCGGUUUCUAAACUAAUUGUUGUACUGUAAUAAAAAAUGAAAUCAAUGUAAAUUAGUUUUUUUCUCAUUUUUAGGUGUCAUUAAGGGAAUGGGCCAGAGAUCGUGUUUUUAUAAGCUCUAUCAAAAUGCAUUGCCAUACAUAUGUUGAUAGAUUUUUCAUUAAUAGUCAUGUGGCAUGAUAUUUUACAUAGGACGAUGAUGAUAUUAGCAAAUGACUAACAAAAUGUAAUCAUUCUAAACCCAGACUGCUGGGGCGAGCGUAUCUAUAACAUUCCGGGCCCCACUGUGUAAUAUUGUCCGCUUUGGGUCACCCGUCCUAGCGCGGACGAACCGCCAUCCCAGCCAUGGUCUUUUCCCUCACGGCUUUAAAACGCGUUACAAAUAUUAGAGGAACCCAAGCCUUAUAAGCUAACCAAAACCUCCCUCCCUAGGCAAUGUUAGACAAGAGAAGAGAGGGACCCUUCCUUGUGCACGUCCUAGGACGAUCGCUCGGGCCGUCACAGUAUCCGUAUAUGAUCAGCUGAGGAUGAAUUGUAGCAGUGGACAACAAAGUUAUCAGCAUUUCUACGUCGUCUUGCUCGGUUGAUUUUUGAAGUACCUUCGGUUUCUGUGAUGACAUAUGCUUAAUUUAUUUUUGUCUUCUUAUCCUAUUUGUGAUAAGCAUCUCUCUCUGUAUUUCUCGAUUUGUCUUCCUUACUUGUCACUUCCCUCUAUUUUCGUUGCUUGAAUAGAUACUCUCUCAAGUCUCAACCCGAUAUGCCAUAGUAGGUUUGAUUUUA